Molecule: messenger RNA, 600 nt
Organism: Diversispora eburnea
Lineage: Eukaryota; Fungi; Glomeromycota; Glomeromycetes; Diversisporales; Diversisporaceae
Source: the annotation of a GenBank genome assembly
UUUUGUAUGGUCGUUGGUCCAGUAUUGGGUUAUUUCGAUCAGAUCGUGAAAUUCCGACGAGCUAAAUCUAGCAUGGGUUUCUCGUUGGAUACAAUAGGAGUUCUUCUAACUAGCAAGAUAGGCAAAGAAUUUGAUAAAACACUCUUUUAUCAAAGCAUUUUGAUGAUCGUUGUACAACUUUUCCUCCUUUAUGAAUGCUUGAGAUUUCGUUAUCCGAUUCCACCUACUCCUAAUAGACGAUUUUUGGGAUUGUUGACUUUUUUCCUAAUUGAUCAGCAAUGGUUGGUUGAAACAUUGGGAAUUUUAGCUCUUGGUACAGAAGCAACCUUGCCAAUUCCUCAAGCUUGGCAAAAUUUUCAAUUCAAAUCGGUUUCAGGUUUUAGUCCAUUAAUUCUUAUCACGUGGUUCGGUGGCGAUUCUUUUAAAACCUUUUAUUACAUCAGUACCGGUUCUCCGCUUCAAUUUAUUAUCUGUGGUAUUAUACAAUUGACAGUAGAUUCUAUCAUCGUGUUACAAUUCAUUAUUUAUGGUGGUGUUAAAAGUUUAAUUUGUUCGGAUACUCCACCACAGCCAAUUUAUAAUUCGCUGGACGAAGUUUAG